Molecule: messenger RNA, 589 nt
Organism: Lindgomyces ingoldianus
Lineage: Eukaryota; Fungi; Ascomycota; Dothideomycetes; Pleosporales; Lindgomycetaceae
Exons: 4
Coding region: 65-523 (152 amino acids)
Cellular component (GO): mitochondrion
Molecular function (GO): oxidoreductase activity
Source: RefSeq, a predicted model, not a curated record
UGCAUCUUCAUUUCACGUCCGGAGUGAGAACCAAUAGAGCAUUACACCACCACGAACAGUAGUUAUGUUCAAGAAACUAUUUGGAGAACACGGCGCGAAAAACGUCGUAACUCUAUUCCACAAGCCGUCUAGCCAACCAUCGACCCGCGUGCUCACCCUCCUCAAGCAAGCGAAUGCGCAGUCAGUAGCCCAUGCAACUGAGGAUCAAGCAAGCAGCCAUCAGGCCCAGAGUAAGCUAGAACGGGCCGAGUUCACUCUCGACGUAACGGAAGCCCCUCCAACAGCCGAUCAACUCAAGAACAUUCUCGAGUAUCUUGGGAGCCCAUUGUCUGGGGCUGCUGGGAAGGUUAUUAGAGGUGCGGUGGAUGAAUCAGACGCAAUGAGGAAGUUGAAAGAGGAUGCUGAUGCGUUCCAGCGGCCUUUGGUCGUGGACUGGCAUCAAGGAAAAGCAGUCGUCGGCGAGAAUGAGUCGGAGAUAUUAGCCCUCCUUCGAUCCAUUCCCAAGGAAGUUGACAAGGCAUGACGUGUAAUAAAGCUGUAAUUUGUGCGUAUUACCACUAUAAUGUACUAUCAGAUUCUUAGUUUUGAG